Molecule: messenger RNA, 1701 nt
Organism: Ciona intestinalis (vase tunicate)
Lineage: Eukaryota; Metazoa; Chordata; Ascidiacea; Phlebobranchia; Cionidae
Source: RefSeq, a predicted model, not a curated record
GUUGGUCUACUCGUUAUUUCUAUGGCUCUGCUUUAGGGUACGCGAAAACACCAAGCGAGGGGAAAUACCCCAUAAUUUGCGAAUCAAAUUUCCAACAUUAGGCCUCUUUACCGAGUCGAACUCGAGUCUAGACUAGAUAUUUGACAAACAAAAAUGAAAUUGUGUGGGCAAUUUGUAACUUAUACCCUGUUUACAAUCUUGGAGCAAGUUUAUGGAAGAAAUGGUCGCGAGUAUGAUUCAUCCAAGGCAAGUGCAAGGAAUCGUGACACCCUUGGAUUAAGACCAAGAGAUUUAAUUCAUAAAACGCUUCGUUUCGAGACACCUCGUGCACCUCAUGAAAAAUUAGUGUUGGAACAGUUGGUGAAGAUAUACAAGCGUGACAUUAAGCCAAUGGAGGAUGCAUACAACUAUAACUAUUUGCCAAUUCGUACAGAUGUAACAGUCGGACAAAUUCAAUCGAAACCAAUUAUUUUGUUCUUGGGUCCAUGGAGUACAGGAAAAACUUCAAUGAUCAAUUAUUUUCUUGACACUGAUAUUCUCCGGGUCGGUGCUGAGCCCACCACAUCAGAGUUUACUGUAGUGGGUUAUGAGACAAGCAUAAAAAACACAGAAGGUGCUGUACUUGUGUCAGAUAAGAUGAAAGAAUUUUCGCCACUGGAAAAAUAUGGGCAAGGGUUCAUAGAAAAGUUUGGCGGUAUCGGACUACCUCAUCCUUUACUAAAGAAAGUGACCUUUGUUGACACACCAGGUAUCAUAGAAAAUCGCAAGCAGCAAGAAAGAGGUUAUCCAUUCAAUAAAGUCAUGCAAUGGUUUAUUGAUCACGCCGCACUUAUUUUUGUUGUGUUUGAUCCAACGAAGUUAGAUGUUGGAUCUGAACUUGAAACUUUGUUUCAACAGUUAAAAGGAAAAGAAUCUCAAAUAAGGAUAAUACUAAACAAAGCAGACAGCAUCGCAUCACAGGAGUUAAUGCGAGUGUACGGAGCAUUGUUUUGGAGCUUGGCCCCGCUAAUUAAUGUAACAGAACCACCACGUGUUUACACUGGAUCCUACUGGCCUUAUGAAUACAAACUCAACACAAACAGCGAUCUAUUUAAACAAGAGGAAGUAUCUGUACUGCAGGAUCUAAAUGACAUCAUUGAAAAUCGCCUGGAGAAUAAAAUCGCAUUGAUUCGACAGCACGCAGUGCGUGUGCGAAUUCAUGCACUUUUAGUUGAUGAAUACCUUGCUAAGUUCAAAACUGAAAGAAGCUUUUUAAGCAACCAAGAGCAAGUAAAAUAUGAAAUUCUUAACAAUCCAAAGAGAUUCGACAUUUAUAAAGCAGUAACUUCUAAGCACAACAUCAGUCCGUUUGAUUUACCCGACCCUGAGAUUUACAAGGAUUUUUUCACACACAACCCACUAACUGAAUUCAUGUCUUUGGAACAGCAUUGUGGGUAUUUCUCAGGUUGCCCAAUGGAUGACCUUGAAACUGCCAUCACAACAAGUUUACCUGGUCUACUACCAUCUGUCAACCAACUAAGUAAAACUGAACUGUAAGACUUUUAUUCUUCUGUUAACUUAGCUUGACUGUUCACUGUAUUUGCAUUAUUUCUCCAAGUUCCUGUGUGCUCAAAGCACUUUGUAACCAAAUGUUUUAACAAAUUACAUACAUUUAUGUUUUUAAUUGCUUUGGAGAGUUUCUUUAAUUCAACUAAUAAAAGG